Molecule: messenger RNA, 1479 nt
Organism: Cyclocybe aegerita
Lineage: Eukaryota; Fungi; Basidiomycota; Agaricomycetes; Agaricales; Hemipholiotaceae
Source: the annotation of a GenBank genome assembly
AUGAAUCAUGUCCAUGACCCCAUGCACAAACUCCCUCCGGAAAUCGUAUCUCGCGUUUUCACCGUCUGCAUGCACGCAACCUGGGAGAACCGUCGUCCACACGACGCCCUCCUCAAUCCCGUUCCUCGAGCUACGAUCCCCCCGCUGUUAUUCGGCGCUGUUUGCCAGAGGUGGCGGGAGAUUGCAUGGUCGACACCACAGCUAUGGACGAAGCUCAAUAUUUACCUCGAUCCCAGCAUCUGUGGCUGGCAAACGAAGGUGGCACAAGAGUGGCUUGCGCGCUCUGGCUCUCUCCAUCUCUCCAUUCAUUUGCGUCCCCGGCACGAGCAAGACUUAUCGUACCACACUAAUCUGUUCGCUCCGCUUAUGCGUCUUCUCAGCGAACACUCCCCUCGCUGGAAGCACCUCAAUAUUGCCCUUCCGCACUCUUUUAUGACCCACUUUCGAGGAGACCUGCAGGGAAUCCCUGUGUUACAGACCAUGGUUAUCAACGGCAAAUCCGUAUUCCCGUUGGGAAGUCAGGGUGAAGAAUCCCUCCACUUUGGUCAAGAAGCUUCAUCCCUAGUCUCAGUCGAAAUUUACUCUUAUCGUUUCAGAUCUAUAGGAAUCGGUUGGAAACACGUCACAACGGUCCAUUUAAGCAAACUGUUCGUAGAGGAAUGCCUGGAACUAUUCCAAGUCGCUUCUUCCAUGAGGGAGUGCAACAUCGCCCUCGUCACACAGGCAGAUGACACAGAAUUACCUGUUCAUCAUCAUGUUAUCUCUGACAGUCUUGAGAAUCUUGCGAUCGGUUUUGUGAAUAGUUUGGAUGGGCCAGCACUCAUGAACAACAUAACACUUCCCCGUCUGCAAUCUCUAUCUUACUACGUCUCUGCCAUUGAUUCACUCUCACCCUUCUUUUCACGUUCUUCCUCCACACUCACCCGCCUUCUACUUUCCGAAAAUGACGCAAGCGAGGUGGAGCUUAUACAGCUCUUGUAUUCCACGCCGUUCCUUCAAGCCCUCGACCUUUACCACAUGGACCUCGAAAAUCAGCUCUUGGACCAUCUUGUUUCAACAGCCCUCUCAACCAUUGACCGCGAAGGCAACAAGCAUGGAUUUUUACCCCAUCUUGCAGAAUUAUCCCUUCUUGGUGAGGGCGACUAUUCGCUGGACACACUUCCCAUGAUAUUCGCACAAGGACACCUGUUGCCCAACCAGGCGAUGAGGCCAUGGGAGAAGAUGGAAAUCGCGUUCUUUGUUGAUCCAGAGGAGGAAUAUCUUGGGCAAGACCUUCUCAACAAACUUCUUGAAAUCAUUGACCGUGGAAUCAAACUGCUGCUCUUCAACACAGAGACUGAUAACGACCUCAUCAAGGUCUCUCAACAAUACUAUGAAUCCCUGGAUGCUGAAGAUGGAGAAGAGGCAGAUGACGACGGCGAUAGUGAUGCUGAGGAUGAAAACGUCAAGGAGGAGUAUUCAGAAGGUGAGGACCAGUGA